AUGUCAUCGUCGAAUGCAUUCGUCACAUUAGCCACAAAUGAUUCUUAUGCUCUUGGAGCACUUGUACUUGCUGAAUCUAUUCGAAAAGUUGGAACAAGUGCAAAACUAGUUGUACUUAUAUCAAAUCAUUUAUCUGAUUUAAUCAAACAAACAUUAGAAACAAGUUUCGAUGAAUUAGUAAUUGUUGAAGAAUUAAAUUCGAAUGAUGUGGAACAUUUAACUUUAUUAUCUCGACCAGAACUUGGAAUAACAUUUACAAAAAUUAAUUGUUGGUUAUUAGAACAAUANNNNAUUAUAAUUGAAACAAUUAAUUUGUCAUCGAGAGAAUAUUGA
Adineta ricciae is the source of this 333-nucleotide messenger RNA. NCBI's taxonomy places the organism in Eukaryota, Metazoa, Rotifera, Eurotatoria, Adinetida, Adinetidae. The record is from the annotation of a GenBank genome assembly.